Messenger RNA from Eriocheir sinensis (Chinese mitten crab), 2408 nucleotides. RefSeq names its product acetylcholine receptor subunit alpha-like. The transcript is spliced from 10 exons. Lineage: Eukaryota; Metazoa; Arthropoda; Malacostraca; Decapoda; Varunidae. Gene Ontology annotation, molecular function: extracellular ligand-gated monoatomic ion channel activity; transmembrane signaling receptor activity; neurotransmitter receptor activity. Gene Ontology annotation, cellular component: synapse; membrane; neuron projection. Bases 94 to 1380 code for a protein of 428 amino acids. The record is from RefSeq and is a predicted model, not a curated record. Gene Ontology annotation, biological process: regulation of membrane potential; signal transduction; chemical synaptic transmission.
GAGCAGCUGCAGGAGGGAAUAUAACGAGCCGCAGGACCAGAGGGAGACACAUCCCGAGCCUGGCGUCACCGCGUUCACAGUAGUGGCAGCAAGAUGGUCUCCUCAUGGGUGGUGGUGGUGGUGAUGGUGAUGGCGAUGGUGACAGCAGGGCGCCCGGAGGAUCAGGCGGACUCGUUGAAGCAGGAACACCUCAUCCGUGACACGCUGCUGCAGGGCUACCACAAGGAGGCGCUGCCGCAGAAGCCUUCGGUCAUCACCAUCACGCAGUUCUCCAUCAGGGACUUGGAGAUGCACGAGGGGGCUCACCGCCUCAGCCUCCACGCCUGGCUUGGAUUUAUGUGGAUGGACAAGCGACUCUCCUGGAAACCUGAGGACUACGGCGGCCUGAGAAAGCUGUCCUUCUCCUCCCGUCAGGUGUGGCUGCCCGAUCUGUCCGUCUACAAUGCAGGAGACGCCGAGGCCACACUGAUCUCGUCGAAGUUCCGCGUCACUGUGAAGCCCAGCGGCGAGGUGCUCUACGUGCCGUCCCUCGACCUUCACUACUCCUGCGUGGCGGACCUCACCUACUGGCCCCACGACACCCACAACUGCACCCUCAAGAUCGGCUCCUGGGUGCAUGACGGGAACUCCAUCGACAUACGCGUGAAGGAAGGAACCAACGUCCAGAUGGAGGUAACCAAGAGCUCGCAGGGACACAUGGACACGAUGGAGUGGGAGAUCAUUGACUCGAAGAUAAUCGCCGAGUCCAAAUACUACGACUGCUGCUCCGAGCCUUAUGUGAGCAUGCGCGCGAUCCUGGUGGCGAGGCGGGAAGCACCGGCCUACACCUGGCUCAUCAAGACACCUGCCGUUUGUCUGAUCCUCCUCACCAUGGUCCUCUUCAUCCUGCCUCCCCGCGCCGGCGAAAAGAUUACCUUCGGGGGCCUCUGCAUCAUCCUCAACCUCAUGUUCCUCGUCUUCGCUCACGGCACCGUCCGCAACGCCCCGAGCCACACGCCGCUCCUGGUCCAGUUGGUGACGCUGCAGCUGGUCUUGGCGGUGAGCAGCGUCCUGAUGUCCUCCGUGGUGAUCAGGGCAGCCAGGGCGCCCUACACCUCCCCGCCCGGUCCCUCGCUGCACCGCUUCUCCCUCACCAUCGCCCCCGCCAUGGGCCUCUCCUCGUACUUGAAGCAGGCGUCGGGACAAGGACGGCUGGGUACAGGAACGCCAAAGAGCGACGAGGUGGAGCUGGGCAGCGAGGCGGAGAGCUUGAGGUGCGGGGAGCAGGGCGUGGUGGCCGGCCAGUGGCUCCUCUUCGGCGCCGUCCUCGACCGCGUGGCUCUCGCCGUCUACUUCGGCAUCACCAUCAUCGUGCUCAUCAGGUUCUCGUGCGUGCUCUAGAUGACGGUUAGAAAGGAACGCAUUAAGGCCAUGAAGAUAUACCUUUGGACACCUGACGCCACCUGAGGGUCACCUGGUCAUUCGAGAGUCACGUGUGCGUUGAUUAAGCCAUUCUGAGUCACCUAGAAGUUACCUGUUGCUGUUAUCUGGUUAUUUGAGUCACUAAGAUCACCUUGAGUUACCUGUGCGUUGAAAAGUCACUCCAAGCCACCUAUAAGUUACCUCUUGAUGUUACCUGGUCAUUUGAGAGUCAUUAAGAACACCUGGAGUCACAUGUGUGUUGACUGAGCCACUCCAAGCCACUCCUGAGUCACCUGUUAUCACCACCUGACUCACCUUGCUACCUGGCAGCCAAUGAGGUUACCUGGAGUCACGUGUAUUUUGAGGAAACCACUCCAGGCCACCGCAGAGUCACACCUGAGCUCCCUUGUUACCUGGCAGUCAGUGGAGUCAGCUGGAGUCACGUGUGUAUUGAUGAAGCCGCUCCAAGCCUCCUUUUGUUACCUGCAGACCACUGAGGUAAGCCAUGAGCCUCCUGCCACAACCUGCUGCUGCUUCUUUUGAUGUUGAUGUUCUCUUUUAGUCUGUUGGUUCUUUGAUCAGUCUCGACCUCCUUUCUGUGUCUGACUGGCUGAAACGAAGCUCCUCCUCCUUGGACUGCCACUUUUUGGUUGGCUGGCUCUGGUUUGGGUUAGAGGAUUAUAUGUUUUUACGGUGAGAAGAGAAGCGGAUAGACUUCUUCUUCUUCCGCAGCAUCAUUAUCCCGUUUCUAUACGGGGUCGCUGUUUUUGAUGAGUCUCCUCCAUCUGAUCCUGUCCUCCGCCACUUCAAGGUCCAAGUUCUUCUCCCUGCCGUUCGCCACAAUACAGUCCUUCCAUCUCGUCCUGGGUCUUCCUCUCUUCCUUCAGUCCCUCCAUCUCGUCCUGGGUCUUCCUCUCUUCCUUCAGUCCUUCCAUCUCGUCCUGGGUCUUCCUCUCUUCCUUCAGUCCUUCCAUCUCGUCCUGGGUCUUCCUCUCUUCCUUCAGUCC